AUGAGCGUAGUUGCGGCUGGAGUGGAGACGACACGGUGGGCACUGACUGUUGGCUGCUACCAUAUUCUCGCCAAUGUAGCGAUUGAACAACGCCUACGAUCCGAGCUUGAACAUGCUAUACCGGAUUCAACUCGAAUGAUCUCCGUACCAGAGUUGGAGAAGCUGCCAUAUUCGACAGCUGUCAUUCAAGAGAAAUGGCAUACGGAUUGUGCCAAUGGGACCACACCGCUGGGCCAUCGCAUGGUAGCUUUUUCUAAGGGCACCCGCAUGUGCAUCGGGAUCAACAUGGCCUACGCUGAGCUAUAUAUUGGCCUCGCAACUAUGUUCCGGCGACAUCUUUUCAAGCUGUACGAGACGGACAGAACCGAUGUUGAAUUCUCCAUUGACAUGAUAACACCGCAACCAAAGUUGAACUCCAAAGGGGUUCGUGUACUCGUGGAGUAA
Clonostachys solani is the source of this 444-nucleotide messenger RNA. NCBI's taxonomy places the organism in Eukaryota, Fungi, Ascomycota, Sordariomycetes, Hypocreales, Bionectriaceae. The record is from the annotation of a GenBank genome assembly.